Molecule: messenger RNA, 1588 nt
Organism: Cucumis sativus (cucumber)
Lineage: Eukaryota; Viridiplantae; Streptophyta; Magnoliopsida; Cucurbitales; Cucurbitaceae
Exons: 1
Coding region: 468-1340 (290 amino acids)
Cellular component (GO): membrane
Source: RefSeq, a predicted model, not a curated record
AUGUCAAUGAUCAACAAACCAUAAUAAGUGAUGAACAACAUCACAACCAAUACUCAAAACUUUGUCCAAGUGUUGUAAACAAUUUCAUCUUCUCUUUACACCAGAAACUCAUUGCUUUAUAAAGUCAGAGAAAUGAAAGGCAACCCACCAAAAGUUCUCUACUUUUACAAAGUAGAGAAAAGGAAAAAUCCAAACUGACCCUUUGGUCCAUGAUUCCAGCUUCCUGUUGUCUCCUCUUGGGGUCCCAUUCCAUGAGCAUGCUUGCUCUCCUUGAACCAAAAAACACCCUCUUCAUCAUCCAAUUCAGAAAGAGAAGAAAUUUCUAAAGAUACCUACCAAAUAAUUUCACCUAUAUCCAUUCUCCCCACUCUGUUUCACCACUUUUUUAGUGUCAAGGUUGCUAGCUAACAGAAUUAAAAUUCUCAAAAACCAUCCUGAAAUUUUCUUACCUCGAAAUAGUGUCCAAAAUGAACAAGAACUUCAUGAUCGUACUGGUUUUCUCUGUCACUUUCUGCCCAUUUGUUCACUCCUUGCAGGGCAAUGACUCCAUCUCCAUGGAUGCCUUUCUUCAAGAAACUGCUUUCAAGACCUUGGUUCGACGCAGGCCAUAUACGGGGGCUUUGUACCGUGCCAGCCUCCCAGCGAAUCUCUCUGGCAUGGAGGUCUCUGUCGUACGGCUUAGAAGCCGGAGGCUGUGGGACAAGGGAGCUAAUUUCAGUCACUUUGGCAUUCCAUCAAACACCUUACCGGUGCCCCACGUUAGAAGAUUGGUAAUAGUGUACCAAGACUUCGGGAACUGGUCUUCUUCCUACUUCAAAAUUCCAGGUUUUUCACUCCUAACUCCAGUCGUCGGAUUCAUGGUUUUCAACGCAACGUCAAACACAGAAGCCAAAAACAUCACAAAACUCAGCAUCACCACGUUGGAAAACCGCAUAGAAAUCCACUUCCCAAACCUGAAAUUACCCUUAGGAAAAUCGUCCAACACGUGGUGUGCAGAAUUUGAUGAAGAUGGUAUGUUCCAUCUCAUACCAAUGGGCUCUCUUGAAGUAUGUUACUCCAGAAAACAAGGGUAUUUUGCAGUGGUUUCAAAAUUGAAGAGGAAGAAGAAGACGUGGUAUUUGUGGGUGAUUGGGUUUGUUUUGGGCGUUGGUGUGAUGGUGGUGGCUGGUUAUGCAGCCAUGGUUACAAUCAGAGCUUUGAAGACGAAGAAGAUUCAGAUAAUGGAGAAACAAGCUGAUGGAGAUUUGGUUUUACAGAGUAGAUGGGUUGGUAACAGCAAAAUGCCAAGCGCAGCAGUAACAAGAACAAUGCCAGUUCUUGAGAAUUCAAGUUUUCCUUAGCCAUAUUUUCAUUCACUUUCUGACCCCUUCUCCCAAUAUUUGGCUUCUUCUUCUUCUUCUUCUUCUUUUUUUCCAUACAUGACUUUGAGAGUUGGAUUUACUUGUAAUGUAAUGUAACUUUGUUGCUGCUUUAGAAUUAGAAUUUAGCUUAGCCAUAUAUUAUGAUAUCUUGCUUUUGAACAUAAUGUUAUAAAAAUACCACAUCUAAGUUAUAUUUCAAAAUGUUUAUGAAUUCUUAUUAGGGAUAA